Ambispora gerdemannii is the source of this 237-nucleotide messenger RNA. The record is from the annotation of a GenBank genome assembly. NCBI's taxonomy places the organism in Eukaryota, Fungi, Glomeromycota, Glomeromycetes, Archaeosporales, Ambisporaceae.
AUGUCCUCUCAUAAAAUCGUCGAAGUUAAUGCACCUCUAUCAGAAUUAAGUGGCAGUCUUGGGGAUUUAGGCACCUUACUCCCAAUCUUAGUAGCUCUUUCAAUUACCGGACAAGUUUCUUUGACUGCAUCGCUUAUAUUCGGAGGUGAAGUCACGUCGGCAGGUCUGGGUGUUGGAUCUAUGAUAUUUAUUCUUGGCAUCACUAAAACUAUUAAAAACGAAUAUCGACAGCAUUAA